AUGCCCGACGAGGACCUGGCCACGCUGCGGCAGUUCCUGCGCCGGCACGGCAUCCACGUCCACUUCGUCCUCAACGAGAUCAUGCGGCCGGUGCUGGCGCAGUCCAAGCUGCGGGAGCUGCUGCCGCUGUUCGUGUGCCGGAACGUGCUGCUGGUGAGCGCCGAGCCGCGCGCCAGGGAGCUGCUCAGAGCGCUCAGGGGAGCGCCCCAGCUCACCCUGCUGGGCGCCGUCAUCGACGACACCAUCCUGAGCCGCAGGGGCGUGGAGAGCUUGGCCCAGCUGCCGUCCCUGGAGCUGAGCCAGGCCCAGACGGCGGCAGCCCUGUCCCUGCUGCCCUCCCAGACCUCCUCCCUGCUCCAGCAGGGCCCCGCUCGCCUCACGGCGCUGCUGGACGAGCACGCCCGACGGCUGCGGGGCCGGAGCGCUGGGAAUCACUGAGCUGGAAACUGGGAACCAGCUCCUUCCCCCCAGUUAAGGGAUGGGGUGGGGGGGUGGUGGACACGAUUCUCGUGGAAUCGGCUCCAGCUCCAAAUAAAGGGGGAGCUCCAAAUAAGAUAAGGUUUGACGCCGAGGGUCCUGUGCCCCGCCCCGGUCCCGACAGGAUUCCUUUGUGUUCCUUGGGAGCAGCCCAGCAGCGUUCCAGCUGGGAUCAGGGAUCUCUGGGAUCAGCCAGAGGAGGAGGGGCACGGGAUGGACCCUGCAGGGAGGAUUUUGGGCGCUCUGAACCCCGUGCCUUCGGGAUGGGGGUGUGCUGGGACACUGAUCCCACCCCUGGGGUCGCUGUCGCCUCCAUUAAAGGUUCUGUGUGGA
Molecule: messenger RNA, 810 nt
Organism: Ficedula albicollis (Collared flycatcher)
Lineage: Eukaryota; Metazoa; Chordata; Aves; Passeriformes; Muscicapidae
Gene: MRPL10
Product: mitochondrial ribosomal protein L10
Exons: 3
Coding region: 1-438 (145 amino acids)
Biological process (GO): translation
Cellular component (GO): mitochondrial large ribosomal subunit
Molecular function (GO): structural constituent of ribosome
Source: RefSeq, a predicted model, not a curated record